ACUCGGCCUGAACGGAUGGACAAGAAACUGCUGGCUGUGCCAGCUGCCAACACCGUCCGCUUUCGCUGCCCAGCCGCUGGCAACCCCACGCCCUCCAUCUCCUGGCUGAAGAACGGCAAGGAGUUCCGUGGCGAGCAUCGCAUCGGAGGCAUCAAGCUGCGGCACCAGCAGUGGAGCCUGGUCAUGGAGAGCGUGGUGCCCUCAGACCGCGGCAACUACACGUGCGUGGUGGAGAACAAGUUCGGCAGCAUCCGGCAGACGUACACGCUGGACGUGCUGGGGGUGGGGGCACCAAGUUGGGACGGUUGCGACAUUCGAAAACCCAAAGAGAAACAUCUGUUCAGAGACAAGACGUCCUGGAUCAGUGAGAGUGUGGAGGCUGACGCGCGCCUCCGCCUGGCCAAUGUGUCGGAGCGGGAUGGGGGCGAGUACCUCUGUCGAGCCACCAAUUUCAUAGGCGUGGCCGAGAAGGCCUUUUGGCUGCGCGUUCACGGGCCCCGAGCAGCUGAGGAGGAGCUGGUGGAGCCUGACGAGGCCGGCAGCGUGUACGCGGGUGUCCUCAGUUACGGGGUGGGCUUCUUCCUCUUCAUCCUUGUGGUGGCAGCCGUGACUCUCUGCCGCCUGCGCAGUCCCCCCAAGAAGGGCCUGGGCUCGCCCACUGUGCACAAGAUCUCCCGCUUCCCGCUCAAGCGACAGGUGUCCCUGGAGUCCAGCUCGUCCAUGAGUUCCAACGCGCCACUGGUGCGCAUCACCCGGCUGUCCUCGGGAGAGGGCCCCGCGCUGGCCAACGUAUCUGAGCUUGAGCUGCCUGCCGACCCCAAGUGGGAGCUGUCCCGAGCUCGGCUGACCCUGGGCAAGCCUCUUGGGGAGGGCUGCUUCGGCCAGGUGGUCAUGGCGGAGGCCAUCGGCAUCGACAGGGACCGGGCCGCUAAGCCUGUCACCGUGGCGGUGAAGAUGCUCAAAGACGAUGCCACGGACAAGGACCUGUCGGACCUGGUGUCUGAGAUGGAGAUGAUGAAGAUGAUCGGGAGACACAAGAACAUCAUCAACCUGCUGGGGGCCUGCACGCAGGGCGGGCCCCUGUAUGUGCUGGUGGAGUAUGCGGCCAAGGGCAACCUGCGGGAGUACCUACGGGCGAGGCGGCCCCCGGGCAUGGACUACUCUUUUGAUACCUGCAAGCUGCCGGAGGAGCAGCUCACCUUCAAGGACCUGGUGUCCUGCGCCUACCAGGUGGCCCGGGGCAUGGAGUACCUGGCCUCCCAGAAGUGCAUCCACAGAGACCUCGCUGCCCGCAAUGUGUUGGUGACAGAGGACAACGUGAUGAAGAUCGCAGACUUUGGCCUGGCCCGCGAUGUGCAUAACCUUGACUACUACAAGAAGACCACCAAUGGCCGGCUGCCCGUGAAGUGGAUGGCGCCCGAGGCCCUGUUUGACCGCGUCUACACGCACCAGAGUGAUGUCUGGUCCUUUGGGGUCCUGCUCUGGGAGAUCUUCACACUGGGGGGCUCGCCGUACCCUGGCAUCCCCGUGGAAGAACUCUUCAAGCUUCUAAAGGAGGGCCACCGCAUGGACAAGCCAGCCAACUGCACACAUGACCUGUACAUGGUCAUGCGGGAGUGCUGGCAUGCAGCGCCCUCCCAGCGGCCUACCUUUAAGCAGCUGGUGGAGGACCUGGACCGCGUCCUCACCGUGACGUCCACUGAUGAGUACCUGGACUUGUCAGCGCCCUUUGAGCAGUACUCCCCGGGUGGCCAGGACACCCCCAGCUCCAGCUCCUCGGGGGACGACUCCGUGUUUGCCCACGACCUGCUGCCCCCAGCCCCACCCAGUGCAGCAGACAGAGUGCAGGACGCUCAGAAACACAAACAGAACCAGGGAGGAGUCCGUACCAGACCUCGGCCAACGCUGCUGGACCUGACAAUGGCACCCACAGACCCCCCCAUGCACAAAGCUCUGCAGCAUCCAGGAGGCCAUGGCUUUCCAGGGCCAGGGCAAAGGGGACGAGGGACUGCUGCCCAGGGCGGGGAUGUUACAGUACCCAGGGAGGGCAGGGAGGACGAGGACAAGGACUGCACAGCCACCUGGGCCCAAGAUGCCGCUCAUACAAGACUCUAUCCUGUGGACACAUUUGGCAACCGCAAAGCAUCCUCUCACAAUUGGCCCUCCAUGUGCUGUGGCAAUGUCUUCCAGUUCCUACAUGUGAAGCCUGGAAAGGACAUUCUUACCAGGAACUAA
Molecule: messenger RNA, 2235 nt
Organism: Carlito syrichta (Philippine tarsier)
Lineage: Eukaryota; Metazoa; Chordata; Mammalia; Primates; Tarsiidae
Gene: FGFR3
Product: fibroblast growth factor receptor 3
Exons: 16
Coding region: 16-2235 (739 amino acids)
Biological process (GO): protein phosphorylation; fibroblast growth factor receptor signaling pathway; positive regulation of kinase activity
Cellular component (GO): membrane; signaling receptor complex
Molecular function (GO): fibroblast growth factor binding; fibroblast growth factor receptor activity; ATP binding
Source: RefSeq, a predicted model, not a curated record